AUGGCCAACAAGAAGAACCGCGGCAAGGAGAGGAAGAAGCAGAAGUGCAUCGAAGAGGGCGUCGCAUCCAUCGACGUGCAUGAGAGCGUCGCAUCCGCCAUCGUUGCUCACGUGCCCGAAGUCAAGGACCGCCUCGCCCUCGGCUGCGUCUCCAGGGCUUGA
Molecule: messenger RNA, 162 nt
Organism: Micromonas commoda
Lineage: Eukaryota; Viridiplantae; Chlorophyta; Mamiellophyceae; Mamiellales; Mamiellaceae
Exons: 1
Coding region: 1-162 (53 amino acids)
Source: RefSeq, a predicted model, not a curated record